UCACUAUUUUUCUCAUCCUUCAGUACCAAAUAUAUCUCAUUUGAGUUAAUCUUUUGUGGUUUAUUUACUUCUGAAAGAUGAGUUCGAAGAAGAAGAUAGCAAUACUUAUCCCAGCAAGCAUGUUGGCCAUGCUCCUUCUGAUAUCUUCAUCAGAGGUGGCAGCCAGCCAUUCAAAGGAGGGUGAGGUUGUCAAAAUAACUAACGAACAGGGUGAUGCCAAAUUUGUUGGUGGUGGUGACCUUGAUGUUAUGGUCAUUUGUUUUCCUCCUCCCCCUCGUCGUUAUGGCCGGGGUGUUUACUACGAAUACGUUGACAAUCUUUCUCAAAAGCAAGCAGAUAAAUGCUAUUGUGGUUGUUGCUGGCUGACAGAGUCGGGAGAUUGCAGACAAUGCUGCCGAGAAUACUAUUGGUCGCCUAGAAGUGGCGGUGCCUCCCCCUGACAUACAAUAUGAGGAGGAUAAAACCCACAUUUGAGAUAGUGUUCAGGCUUUUAAGCCCUGACCAUAAAAAAUCUAUAUAAUAUCAUAGUGUUCAGGCUUUUAAGCCCUGAUCAUAAAAAAUCUAUAUAAUAUCAUCAGUCGUACGUGAGAGGAUGAAUACAUGUCUUUCUUAUCACUAAAUAAUGUUAGUACUAAUAUGUAUUGUGUCAGUGUGACAUGUUUUAAGAGAAAAACUCAAAUAUUUACUGUGUGUGAUCCUAAUUAAAUCGUGGCA
This is a messenger RNA of Glycine soja, 714 nucleotides long. RefSeq lists its product as uncharacterized. NCBI's taxonomy places the organism in Eukaryota, Viridiplantae, Streptophyta, Magnoliopsida, Fabales, Fabaceae. Bases 78 to 440 code for a protein of 120 amino acids. The record is from RefSeq and is a predicted model, not a curated record. The transcript is spliced from 2 exons.